CGCGCGUCGCACGCGCCUGCCGUCCAUGCCGUCGCCACUUCAGUUGUUUCGUAGCGAGCAGUGCGCCUGCGCGUAUGCGUGGCCCAAUUUUGUGCAAAUGGUGAACUCGUAAAGUAGAAUAUAGAUAGUACUUCAUGUACAUUUUCAAUACAAAUCAAUAAAAAUGUCUAAUCGUCGAGAAAAUAGUAUAAAACUGAGGAAGAACGAUCACCUCUUGAAGAAUUUGCCAAGUGAAGUGUUAUUGAAAGCCCGCAGUACCUUGGUUUCUCUCAGCGGUGCGCUGAAACCAAAACAUGAGCAACAACAACGGCCAAAGCUUACGAAACAGGAAUCCAAAGAUAGGACUCACGAAAGAUUAAAGAACAGUCAAUCGGAACCAGAAUUUAGUGAUCUAAGAAAGAACAAACAUAGAAGUCGUAUUGAUAAUUCCAGUCGAGAUUAUAUUGUAGAAACAAGACCCAGACCGCUAUCUGUUGGAGCCACAAAACGAUACGAGAUAGAACCUGAUGAUUUCCGUAACGAUAGUUUUCCAAAGGAGCUUUCGCCUUUGCGUCAAAGACAGUACGAAUCAUCGGAAGAAAUAUGUACAGUACAAUCGCGGCUAAUCAUACCGGUAAACGACAGGCUUGGUAGUCAAGAUAUCCAGGUGCAUGACUCUUCUGACAGACCUCGGAAAAAGUUGUCAUUCCGUGAACCAGAAAUAGACAGUAGUAGUACCGCCACCCUGGGACGAUCCCAUAAACUUAUGGGCGUGAAUAGUUUGACAAGGAGACCCAACAGAGUUUCAUUGCGAUCUGACGCUCAUACUUCGAGUGUCGAAGGCGGUCUAGAUUCUGAUUUAGAGAGUCAAGCUAUGAGAAUCGUACGCACUGUGGGCCAGGCCUUCGAGGUGUGCCACAAGAUGCAGACCAACACUCCAGAGCAGCCUAUACCUUCGACCUCCUCAGUGAUGGACGAGCCUGUAUCCGUAGCCCAGGGCAGCGAAGCACCACCUUCCAAAGAAGUGGCAUCGGAAUGUGGUGCAUCAGAAUCGGGAGUACCCUCCACGUCGAAGGCAGCUGAGGAGGGGGCAGUGGGAGGGGAGGACCCCGCCAGGCCGACACACUUGGAGCUGCUUCCACCGCCACCCAGGAAAGAUGGGAAACGAUCCCCUCAGCGCGGCGUUCCAGCGGCCAGUGUUAAUUUGCCCGAUCUCCCUGAGUGCGUGACUAAAGUGGAGGUGACAGUGAACGGGGAGCCUGCUGACGCCGCGACACCGCUGAGCGCGCAGCACCAGCUGCAGCUGUUGCGCGAGCGCCUGGAGCAACAAGCGCAACAAACUCGCGCCGCGGUCGCGCAACUGUUGCUGCUGCGCGACCAGCUCGCUGCUGAGCAAGCAGCGCGGUGCGAGGCUCAGGCAAGGACGCACCAGCUCCUGAUACACAACAAGGAGCUUCUGGAGCACAUCGCGGCUCUGGUGGCCCACCUUCAGGAGCGAGAACGAGGAUCUUCCCGGCCCAUCAGCGCCCAACAGCUUACGCUCUUGCCACAGACCUUGGGAAUAACGGAAAGUGGACAAACUGAACCUAACUGCAAUGGAAAUCUGCAGCUUAAUAGAGCGGACUCCUUCAUCAAUCUCAUUACUAAUACAAAUAAAAAAACGCAAAAUGCAGAAAACAACAAUGUGCGGCUAUCACCAUUUUGCAUCACUCCUACAGAGGGUCCAGCAAAUGGGGCCAACUCCGCUCCCUACUUCGGCGGUAUGACUAACGAGCAAAUUCAAAAUUAUCUAAUAUCCAAAUUUCAAGAUAUGGGUGGUUUCCCCAACGGGGCUGCUGAAAUGAAAAUGAACCCGAAUCCACAAUUCUUCCAGAAUUGCAAAGCGUUUCCAAACAUACCACCACUGACGAAUCACUACAGCAACUCCGAUCUCGAUAGCCUAUUGAACCACCAGACUUUCAAAGACAGAUGCAACUCAUCCGACGAGUUAGCAACGUUAGCUCAAGCGAUGAGCGUAAGUCACUCAGAUAACUCACUGUUCAGCAACAGUCAACCGACCACUUCAAAAAAUUCAACUCCGGAUGACUAUAGUUCAGACGAUGGUGUUCCAUUCAUAAUGCCCCUUUCACAUAAUGGAACACUAACUGCGACUGGAGAAGACGGGCGAGUGAGACUGAUAGUACCAGUGAGCCCGUCCGAGAGCGCCUCGGACGUUGCGGACUCCAAGACUGAGAUCCCGUCCACGUCGGGGACAAACCUGAAGGUGCCCCAGUUGUUAGCCCCGGCCGCGCCCAUCACGCGCACCACCAGUGAGAAGGUACCGAACCGGAGCGAGAUGAUGGCCGCUAUGAGGUCCCAGUGGACGAGGCACACUACGAAGUAGACGAAUUUAUAUUUAGGAAUAAAUUCAAGUUACCUUUUAGCUAACCUGAAGAUUCAUUGCUUACUGUCUUAGGUUUUUUAAUUUACGUUAUAUUUUCUACAAUUUUAUAGAUAAUAUAGAUCAUUGAAUUUCUAAAAGACCCUAAUGCUUUUUAAUUAUUGCAGUGCCAGUUUUUGGCUAUACAAACAUUUUAGGGAUUGAGACUAGAAAGACGGUGCCAAGAAAUUGUGUCUACCAAAGAGAAAACCAUGAUAUUAAAGAUAAAUUUAUAUUUAGUCUGUUUCUUGCAUAUCAAAAUGUAUCUGCUUAUGCUGAUGAAGCAUAGAAUCUUCAUCUGGUGGAAGUAUAAAUCAUAUUUUAAUAUCCAUAAACAUAUCUACUGCCAUAUCCAAAUUAAUAUAGGGUUUAGUUUUAUGACCCAUUUGGUUACGGUAUAAAGUGCAAGACCCUGCGAUAUUUAUGCUUCGAUAAACCAUAAAAAUGUUAUAAUAUUGUAUUAUGUUGGAUAAUAAUAAUAAUGAUAUUUUAUUCACUAUACUACUUCUAGAUUUGCGAUAAAUAACGUACGUACCUUUUAUGGUUAAAGGUACCUACUUAGCUUAAUGUCAAGCCAUAUCUUGGAUAAAUAGUCAAGAAAUAAUAUUUGGUAGCAGUGUUAACAUAAAUAUAUUACAAUGUGUAGUCAAGAACUCUGGCCCUUGUUAGUAAAACUGGUUAUUAUGAGAAUUAUGCAUAGGUAGGUAUUCAUUCCUUGGACACAAUUUAAUAAAUCUAUUGAUGUGUUAAAAACAUACUUAUUAUCUUAAGGAAUAUUUAAUAAUUAAAGAUUUGCCAAAGUUGAAGUAUAUAUGAAUGUUUAUCAAAUUAACUAUUACUAUGGACCAAAGCAACAUAGUUUUGGUUACAAAUAUUUUAGUAGAAAAUGUGACUAAGGAUGUCUUUUGUGAUCUCAGAUGUGUAAACAAAUGUGUAUUGGCAAACAUAGUUCUGUCAGUUACAUUCUAUUCGAGUCAAUUUUAUCAAUGAUUUUUGCUGAAGUUUUAUGUAGCCUAUCUCUUUACAAUUUUUAAGUUAUAAAAUAUGAAACAGAAAUUUUCUAUUUAGCUUCUGCAAUGCUUUCUAAAUGCUAUUCAUUUAAGAAUUAUAUACGAAACUCAAUGAAUGGCAUCCAAUAUGUGUGUGAUUACUUGAAAAUUAUAAUAUAUUACUUGAAAUUUAAAAUUAUAUUGAUAAUAUUUUGAAAUAAUGUUAAUGCAGCCAGUAUUACUAUUAUCAAAUAGUUAAUUUAAACGUUAAUGUUGUUCGAUUAUAAACAUGUUUUAAAAGUACCCAACACUAACGCCUCUUGUAGAUUAAGUGGUAUACCUAUUCAUCAUAUCAUAUCAGUAGUUACAUUGAGAUUUUUAAAAGCUCUCAUAGAAACUAAGAAUUUCAUCAAACUAUGAGUGAUUUAGCGAAUUUGAAUAAAAUUAUAAAAGUGCUACAAAGAUCAAUCCUAAGUACAAGUUGCAUCAUAAUAGUAGACAGGUUCUUCUAAGCUUAAUCUCUUAGCCACGAUUGAGAGCCACAUUUCAAUGAUAAACCUUUUCAUUUUCUUUGUAUAUAUGUAACUAUAUUUUUUUAUAUCCUGGUCUAUAAAAUAAAAUCUAAUCAAAUGUAAUAAUUGUAGCACAUAGUUCAAUAGCAACCCCACGUCGUUUCAGCCGAUUUUUAGAAAUCAGAUAAAUAAUCAUGUUUUAAAUAUAGCUAAUUCCAAAAAUUAUCGGUGUCUAUAGUAAUAAAUAGUUUUAACGAUUAACUGUAUUGAAAAGUUCAUAUUUCAGAAAUUAUUGAUGUGUUCACGUUACGAUGAUGGAUCACUUAUUUAAAGACAAACAUAAAUUCGUACGUUAAGUACGAAAAUAUUAUUAUAUUAAUCAUGUUCUGAUUAUAUAAUAUUUACAAUAUGGCGUUGGUGUUCGUAUUUAUGUAUUAGUUAUUCCAUAGAUAACAAAAUAUUGAUCAACAAUAUAAUAGAUGUCAAUCUGUAGUUCAAGAUAAUUAUAACUCAUUUACUUACUCGAUAUUAUAAUAAUAAAUGUUUAGAUUUCAAAUAAUUGCAAUUUUCAAUCUGUUGUUUAGCAUCCUUUCAAUAAUGUUCCAUAGUACAAUUCUGAAUGUAAUAUCCAUAAUCAAAAAUAUAUUCUUCAAGCAUUUGUUCAAUAAAGAUAAAAUUGUAAUGUUUAGUGUCGUAUUAUUUGCUUACGCGAUAGAAAAUAACCUUUAAAAAAUGCUUUUCUUUUCAUCCAAAGUCAUACAUAUUGCUAUUUUUCAAUUAUUUUACUAUGACCUUGAACAUUGUACUCAGUAUGAUGAAUAGGCGUUGAGGCUUAAGAAAAAUGUCCAGAUGGGUAGAUAUAAAAUCAAGGUGCGAAACUCUGUGAGAUGUGUGUUGACCAACUUAUUUAGUAGCUUUGAGUACAUAAGUAACCGAAAAUAUUAGAAACAAAUAUUAUAUUUUCAUUUUUGAAUCCAGUAGGUACUCAUUGAUAGGGCUAAAGUAUUAGGUAGGUCCAUACAGUGUUUUUUUAUGAAAUAUAGAUACAUGAGCUGUUUUUUUUUCAAAAUCUUGAAUGGGUAUUACAAACUUACUAAACUUUAGAGACUUUUCAAAAUAACCAACUUUACGCUUUCAGUGAUGUCGCUAUGAUCAAUGAUAAUUUUAAGGCCAAUAAUAGAUACACACAUUUUUGAAUUGUAUUGAUGUGCCAUUCAAAUUAAAGGCUCCUGACCUCCAAUUUCCAAAUGGAGAGAGGCUUAACAGGACUUAGCGCGUUUUCCUUGUCACAGCAUUCCUAAUUGGCCGUUUUUUUAUGUAACCCACGCAAAGUUUGGAAUAAUGAAGGCAUAUUGAAAUUGAUUUUCUGAGAAACAUUACAAAGUAAAGAUUAUAAUCAAUUUGUAUAUUUUAUUUUUACCUCUUGUUGGAUUUUAGGAGGCUAAUAUUAUGUUCAUGAACUCGUGAGAUAAAAUGAGAUGAGAAUUUUUUUUAUUCACACGGUUGGGUCACCACACCACCAAACUGCUGAGAAUGUAAGUAGAUGUAUAAAUAAUUAACAUCCAAAGUGUAUAAAUUCAAAAUCGAUUAGAGUGAUUUGUAAUUUAUUGACCUGAAUGUCGAAGUUACAGUUUUCCAAUGUAGUCACAGUUUACUGAACCGAAAACAGUGCUACCAAAAUUAAAUUGUACCUAGUCAAUUUUGACUAGGUACAUUGUGCAAUGAAACAUUUUUUAUUCUUUCUAAUAAAAUCCUUUAUUUAGUAUGGCGUAAUUUGUCAAGAUUGUAUUCAUGGCUGUGGCGCCAGAAGCCCGGGUCCACGUAAAAAAUAAACCUUUAAAAUUUGAAGAUUCUGCUCUGAUUUUAUGCAUGAUGAUAGGAUGAGUUUAUUCAUUUCUUACCACCUCUCGCUGUUCUUGUAAUAAAUAGGACUACGAACAAGGACUGAUGCUUAAGAAAAAUUUUGUUUCAUCCGUGUAUAGCAUACUUAUAUUUUAAAAUCAAAAUGCAUGAUUUUUGGGGAGGCCUUUGCCAGGUUAUGAGACACUUGAUUCAUAAUAAUAAUAAAAAACUUUAGUCUUAUAAAUCAAUAAAUAUACCUACCUAUAUACCUUAUCUUACCCACGGUCGAGGAAAACAAUCGCUUUUUCUAAAUUGAUCCCUAUAGAAUACAUAUGUAUGGGCUAAAACGUAUGGCCUCACUCACAAAAUGUAUGCUCACACUCCUGAGCACUUGUUUUAACAUAUCAUACGCAUAUACUCUAUAAACUAUAGAUUGAUUAGUAAAUGUAUUUGUGAUGUUCACGCUCGAUUAUAGUUUUUAAAAAAGUGAGGUUGAGAAAAUCCUUACCAAAAAUUGUUAGCUAAUGUCGUAUUCUAAUGACAGCUUUUGCUUUAUCCAGUAUCCUAGAAAAUUUCCAUUGUUCAGAAAUCUAAAAAUAAUAUACUAUAUUCAAUAAUAUAUAUGUAAUAAAGUGGAGGACAGGAAACAGGAAUGGAGGACGUAUAUAAUUGUUUUAUAUAUUAAUGUUUGCUACGUAAAAGAUAAAUAUGGAGAAAAAUAAAGUUUAUAAAAUAAUAAUACGUGUAUGUAUGUGUACCUAUGUAAAUAAAAUAAGUUCACAGAAUACCUACUUGUCAAAAUUUGAACACCGAUAUGUCACUGUUUUUCGCGCGCCGUCAGAUCAUAGUAGUAUAAUUCCAUAAUCUGGGAUGGAAUACUACUAUUAUUCCAUCCCAGAUUAUGGAAUUAUUCCUGAUUCAAGAAAGAUAAUAGGGCAUAUUACGCAAACCUCAGCGUAGAUGGCGCUACUGGUACAACUAGGGUUAACAAACAUUGCCUUGGAGGCAAAAAGCGCCAAUUUAAAAUACAACUAAAAUACCUUCCUCGCAAUCGCGGCGCGUGUUUAAAAGAAUACAAGAAGGAUUUAGUGGAUUAUUGAAUAGGCUUUCAGAACACAAACUGUAUUGUAAAACACGGUACCUUUAUUUGUGGGAUUGGGAUAUGUAUAUUAUUUUCGACCACCACUUCUUCAACAUAAUCAAUUAACCACUUCUACCCAAAACCUAUUUAAAUCCAAAACAUAAACACAAUAAACCGUCUAUAGGGUUAACUUCACAUACGACGACACAUUUUUUUUACCGGCUCAAAAUGUUGCAGCUUAUGGCAGUUUCCCAUAGUUUUCGAAGUUUUUUAUCUUUUGGAAAAUGAUUUUCCAAUAUUUUGGAACCUUAUUAUGUAACGUUGUUAUAAAUUUUCACAAACAAAUGCUUACAUAAUGAGGAUUUAAUAAAGUACUCUAACAUAAACGUUUUAAUCGACUUAGAAAAAGGCGACACUCUGGCGGUAUACAUGCGUAGUAAUAUUAAUUUUAUAAAUAGAAUCCUUUCCCUAUGUGUUAGACCUCUUACGAAGAGAAUAAAAGAAUGUGAAUUUAAAAAAAAAUAACUUGACGGCCUGCACCAUAGAUAAAUAUAUUUCUUUUAUCUAUGAUCUGCACUCAUUACUUGUGGGUUGCAUUAUUUAUAACAAUAAGAUAUACGAUAUUCAGUUUGCUAAUAAUAACAUCUACUUCGAGAAGUUAGAUGAUAUCAAGUUAAAUUAAAAGGUUGUAUUUAAUGGCAUUUCUUAUUGUAA
Messenger RNA from Plodia interpunctella (Indianmeal moth), 7536 nucleotides. RefSeq lists its product as uncharacterized. Gene Ontology annotation, molecular function: nitric-oxide synthase binding. The record is from RefSeq and is a predicted model, not a curated record. NCBI's taxonomy places the organism in Eukaryota, Metazoa, Arthropoda, Insecta, Lepidoptera, Pyralidae. Bases 164 to 2362 code for a protein of 732 amino acids. The transcript has 6 exons.